This is a messenger RNA of Heterocephalus glaber (naked mole-rat), 918 nucleotides long. Lineage: Eukaryota; Metazoa; Chordata; Mammalia; Rodentia; Bathyergidae. The record is from RefSeq and is a predicted model, not a curated record.
AUGCGAGUGAGCGAGCGCCACGGCCGGGAGGAAUGGCGGCCGGGACUGGGGGACUCGUGGAUAGAGGAGCGAGCGAGCGCGGCCCCGCCUGAGUUACCGAGGCCCCGGACGGGAUCUGGCGGUGGCCAGGCCGGGGUGCGCACCGGGAAAAGGCCCUACUCAUCGUGCGCAGGGCGGUGGCCUGGUGGCGCGGACCAGGCCCUGGGAGGCUGGGCGGAGAGUGACCGGGCCGGCGCCUCGCCUUGUCCGGCGACCCCGCGGGACGCCCGGCCGCGCUCGCCCAUUCUCCCCCAGCCCGCUCGGGUCGCGCUUGUCGCCGGGGGUCGCUUUUUGCCGCCGGACGCAUGCUCUUCGGGAGCCCCGGGCUCGCGCGGUGCCUCCGGCUUUCCGGUCCGCGGCGUUCUGGUUCCCCGCUCGCUUUGUGGCGCCGAUGCAAGGCGCUAUUAUGGGGUCACAGUCGUCCUUUCGGGCUGUUCUUUUGGGGACCGGGCCGGCUUGGGCAGGCAGGGAGGGAUGGAUGCGGUUGCAGUGGCCCCAACCGGACUGAACCCCUGGCGCCCGCCUGCGCUCGCAAGUUGGUCUCGGCCCGGCGCCGCGGCCUCGGCGCGUCCCCGUCCCGCGGGAGCGCGCGCUCCGACCCCGGAGUUUCAGCCCUCCAUAGAUUCCAGAAUAUGGCCUUGCUGUCCUUAGCAGUGGAGUCAGUCUGGGAUGAAGUUAAGUUUUAUGGAGACCAUUGACUUGAUUUUGAACUUAUCUUUGACAUAUGUCUGCAGAGAAGGGUGUUAAUACUAUUAUUUAAGGGCCAGUUGUAAGUUCACCUUGCCAUUUUAAAGUAAUCUUGUAGUUUAUCGGUAAGGUACACACCUUUUGUUUUGCUUAAAAUGAAAACAUGGGCAUUACAUGAAGUAUAAAUCAAAU